GAUAUGUAAGCGAGCUAGGGAUUGAAAACGAUCAGGGCCAAGCGCCUCGACUGACCGUGCUACCGAGCUCAAGUAACGUUUUCCUACGGGGAAUUUCAUCCUUUUAAAGACAUAACAGCUGAAAACACCGCAGCGAUAAUAUCGAACAAGGUGUGUAUGAGGAACAUGGUUGUGUUUUUAUUGUAAAUAGUUGAAAUGCGGGGCAGUGCCAGUGCUAUCCCCUUGUUGUGGUCACACAGGGCCUCAAAAGAAGACGACCCGGGGCAGCGGAUGGAGGGCGCAGAUACAGAUUUUAUUACAAGGGUCUAUAUUCGGUUGAAGUAACGAAGCUGAGCCUAUUUGUAGGUUUGCAAACCCGCAAACAAACGCCGAACAGGGGCUGAAAACGGUGUACGGUUAUCCGAGGGGGAGGGGCCUUCAGGGCCUUGGCUGAACGUCAGCACCGUGCCGUGUAACCAUCCAAAUCAAAAGACUUGAUAAAUCUGACUCUCAGGCUCAUUCACAGGCUGCACUCUUAAAAGCAUCCCUGUAAUUUCUCCUUUUUCUCAUAUUCUUCUCCUUACAGGUUGCAUAAGUGUGAGCUCCUGCAGCUCCUCCAAUGUUGGGGUCCAGCGUCAGAUCUCACCUGCCAACAUGAAGCCUGUCAGCUUUCAGAGCAUACCUCCGUCCAUCAACGUUGGACAUCCCAGUCUGGUUCUGGAGCAAGUCUUAACCACUUCAAAUGUCAUGCGUUGUGAGAAAUGUGGAUUUGCUACUACAGACUCUGCUGUUUUCAAGAAGCACAGGCUGGAGCACAUGGGUAUGCGGUUUUACUGUUUUUACUGCAACAAUGUCUCGUUCAGUGAAGCGGAGUUAAACGCUCAUCUGAAGCAACACACUACUAAAUACCCCUUCGCGUGUCCUCACUGUGGACAGGGCUACAUGAGGAGACUGUGUCUUGUAAAGCACAUAGAGCGUCUGCAUAGUAGAAACACUAUUCAAGGAGCUGCUCAGCCCGGCACCACAAAAAGUUCUCAUGUAUCUGUCUCCAGUGCCUUGACAAGUGUCCCCACUGCUGACCCGUCCCCACUCCCACCUACUGUUCGGGUGACAGUGCCCAAACCCAGCGUACCUGUUAUCAGACUGAGCAGUGAUGAACACAGAGGGAAAACACUGGAUAAAACCAUUUCACACGCCACUAAUGGUAAAUUAGAACUUUUGCCCCCUUUUAACGGACUCAUUCAGCAGAACAGGGCUCUGACAGUCUCCCUUCCAGAGGAGGUCAACAUCCCUGCUGGCUGUUCUGUUGAACUUGUGGAGGUGAGGACUGUCAAUGGGACCAAGGAGCUAAAACUUAGGCUGGUCUCUCAACAAGAAAGUGACUCAGUAAUAAAAAACACAAGGACAACAGUCUCUGAAAACACCCCGCUUGGGAGGCCACUACCUUCCAUGUUGAAUCAUCCGAACACAGCAAAGUCUGUGAGUUUGGGGACGUGCAUAGUAAACAGGAAACCAUAUGAAAUAAAGAACAUAAACGCAGAUGUGCCCGCUGUCGUUCCAGUCAGUAUCAACAAAAACCUGCCAAGUCAAGCCAACAAAGAAAAAAGUGGAUUAAAGAGACCGUCAGAAGAAAUAAUCGACCUGGAAGGUAACUCCGGGAUUCCGAACAAAAUCUCCAGAAGCAUCUCCAAUUCCAUAAGGGAGGGCGCUAACGGGAUCAAGUUCGUACAGAGAGAACCUAUCACCCAAAAUGCAGCUGUGUCCACUCUGACCUCCUCCAGGGCUCCCAACAGGUUGCCGAGCAACCUGCACCCAGAAAACAUGGGAGCGUGUGUUUCUCAGAGGACGGCAGACCAGAGAAGUAAUUCAAUGCCACAGCAAUCCAGGAAUUCCCCCCAACAGAGGACAGUUGAGUUGAAAAGUGUCCCUCGAGAAGCAUUAAUGGCUGCAAAACUGGAGUCCAGGGUUCACCUCAACAACAACAACAACAACUCGCCCUUAAACAUGAAGAAGGAGGCAGUGGAUUUGAGCCAGCAGAAAUCCAAAACACCAUCUCCUGGUUUGAGUGUUUCUUCUGUCUCAGCCAUCCAACAAACACCGGCAAUGAAUUCAGUCUGUAAAGAGAAACCUGCAGGUCUGUCUCUUCCCUCAUCCAGAGCAAAAAACGGGCCUUUAUUGGUCAAAACAUCUGUGCUCUCCAAUGACACUCCUUCAAAGAUUUCAGCUUGGACACAGGAUGUUAGACUAAAGGCAAAGGACGGUAAAAAGGAUGUUACCGAGCCUGAGAGUUUUCCCGUCAUUUCAUCUGUAUUUUCACUCAGCCAACAACCACAAGAUGUACAAAGCUCCAUCCAGCCUUUGGUCAUGGCUGCUCUACGUGGUAUCGCCGUGAAUAAAAGUUCUGGAAGUACGUCACCAGAUGAAAACAAGACCACAAACAGCAAAGACGCUGUGAGAGAGCUGCUGACAUUAAGGCACUGUGCUCAAGUGUCCACAAAAAAAGAACCCUCGGCCCUUGACACUCCGACUGCCCAGACCAGUGAGCCGAUAAAAGCAGAGGAGCCCGAUAAGGGUAUUCAGGCCCAGCCCCCUCUCAAUCUUCAUGUCAAGGAAGAAAAAGAUGGUUCAAAUCCGACCAAAAAUAAACGAACUCAGACUCUUAAUAUGAAACCUUUGAAAGUUGAGAAGUCUGUUUCUAACACUGCCCUACAUGUAGACGCAUCUAAACCGGAAGAGUCCUCGACGCCAACACUCAAACAUCAGCAUCAAGUGUCUUCGAAGUUCCUGACCGUCUCUCUAAAAAGGGUACAAGUGGGCGUGUGGAAAAAGAACAAGAAGGGACUGAAACUUCGGAUAUCCAAAUGUAAGACUCAGGGACCCGUGGGCAGUCCUCUUGAUUGUGCCGUGUUUUAUCCGAUGCCGCUAAAGAAGGACCAACCAGUGAAACGACCGGGACCUAACCAGCCUGUGGUGGUGCUCAACCAUCCAAAGCCGCGAGGCUCGGCACCGGCUGCGAGGACGGACUCUUUGUCAGAAACAGGAGCUGAUAAGUGCAGAAUUUUAAAGAUGAGGCUGAGCAAAGUGGUGGGGCAGAAGUACGAGGUGAUGGGCUGCACUGUGGGAGUCUUAUCUUAAGGUUAUCAAACCGUAAACAAAGUGUAAAUUCAUAACAACAGGUCUAGUAUUACAAUGGGGCAUGUUGACUUGAAAUAAACAAAACAUCAGGGCAGGUUUUGUCUUUAGGGGGGAUUGAAAGCACCAACAAAUUCUGAAUAUUUGGACAUGAUUUUACUUAUCUCAUCACGGUAUAGAUGGAUCAUUCUGCUUGAAUGAUCACAGACCAGCUAAUGUAUUAGAUUGCAGGCAGAUGUGGAGAAGUGUUGCAGAAAUUUGACGAAUCGGAAGACCUGUCAGUUGACUAAAUAAUGCAUGCUGUUUUCUUCAACAGGGUGAAAUACACUUUUUGAAUAUUCUUUUUUGCACCAUCCAUCCAGCAUUAAAGAUACAACAUGAAUUUGGUACGAUGCACAAGAAAAUACAACAUUUUUCAUGUAAAAAUAGUGAUUGAUGCAAAGUAAAUUAUAAAGAAGUAUUUAAUGUCUGAUGGUUUUAAUCUGGUCAAAGCCCCUUGUGCAAUAUUAAGCAUUAACAGUACAUAAAGAUUUGUCAUUUUUCUGUUACCAUAUUUAGACAUGGAUCACCUUACUGGUCCAUUAAUUUAACCGCCUUUUUUCACAUUUUUUUAUAAUCCUGCUCUGAAGUUUUUUUGACACUUUGAUCCCAGUCGCUCCUCCUAAUGUGUCAUAGUUGGUGUGACCUUAUCUGGGAUUAAAGACAGUGUCGUAUUUCAAGCACUGUGUUUCAGUGUGGUGGUGCACUCAGGUGUAAACUCUAAAGUUUUGGGAGAGAUCAAACGGACGCCAGGCGCUCACGCUGCUUUUGUCACAGUUUGGAUAUUGUGUGUAUCACUGGGUGUUUAAGAGUGAUGGUUUGUCCUUCAAGAGGAGUGAAUCGAGUAUUGAACUUUGGUGUUUUAGGAGUGAGCCCCAGCUUUCCAUCAGUAUUUAUGACUUUGGUUAGGUGGCUGUUAACAUGAGUGAGUCUUAAUCUGAAGUACCUGGAUGCAUUAUUAGUUUUGUUUUUGUGAGGCUUCAGUCUGAAGCUGAAAUUUUGACUCCUUCCAAUAUUCCCAAAAGCUCCAGUGAGGAGUUUUUAAGUGGGUGUGAAACCAACUGAAAUCAACAGUGAUACCUCUUUAUUACAAGUGCAAGCAAGACUACCGUAACUGCAAGAUCAAGACCGUCAGUGAAAAGACACUGUUUGUUGUAAAUUUUAAUGGCUGAAACUGCUGUGAUGGACAAAAACCACAGUGAGUAAUUUCAUCAAAAAAAAGCAGGAUGAGAUUUUUGUGAGGAAAAGUGGUGAACGCUUGUACAAGACAGUAUAGGCUAAGAGACAGUCAUGCGUUAUUUAGUGGUGGUGCCAAAAAUUGACACAAACAGGAGCUUUAAUCCUCAAAUGGAUAAGAAAGAAUGUCAACCUCCUGUGUUUUCUGCUUAAAUCUCAACUAGAAACUUAGAAAAACAGACAGCUAGGGAUCUAACCAAGUUGAGUGCAUUUGUGUUAGACUGUUCCGUCUUUAUUAAACCUGAAUUUCAGGAUUGAUACAAAAUCUUUAUUUUUUACCACAGUAGUUUGUUUUUGUUUGAUUUUGAUGUCCUGAAAAUCACAAAAAAAUUUGGGGAUUAACCUGUUUGAGUUAAGAAAAAAAAAACGUAUAACAAGUGUUAAAGCUGAAAAUGUCCUCUCAGAUUGUCAUCACUCCCUGUGCCAUUUGGCGUUUCUCCAGUGUACAUCCUCUUUGAAAAGGAAAGUGCAGUCUGAGUUGCUGAAACCAGAUAGAGGUUUAUUAAUGUAAAAGCAAACCAUUUUUUGUUGUUUUUUUUUUAUCUCUGUGCCAUGUACAUACUCAGUAACCCUUCAGUCAUUGGUUAUUGGGACCCUUAAACACCUGUAGACUUUCCAUCCAAGAAAGAGACAAAAGCAAUCUUCUAUCCAGACACUUUUCAGAUCCGUUACUUUCCGUAAGUCAGCAUUACGACACCUGUGCAUUCUUGUUUAUACUGUAUUGAUGUAGAAGGUGCUAGACCUGUGAUUCUAUUUAUAGGACUUGGUUGCCCAGAGUUAUUAUUGUGUACAUACUGUACCUAUGUAUCCAUUUUGGUCGCUGACAGAUUUUAUUGUGUAUAUACCUGUAAAUACAAAACCUGAGGACUGGUGUUCAUACUAACAACAACUAUGUUGUGUUACUUUCCACACACUGCAGGGUCCCUGCUGUGCGGUCUUUGCUGUAAUUAAUUAUUUUAAAAUGUGUCAAAGGUGUUACUGUUCCUCCUGAAUGUUUUGCUUUGCCUUUCACUCUCCUUUUGUUCAAGAAACAUUCAUUGUCUUUUAUUGCCUGUAAUAAUUGUGCUUCAUGCUUUUUUAAGAUAUUGUGUAACUCGACUUUUUUUAUUAAAGCAGAGUGAGAUUAAUCUGAUCCAGGGGGCCUGAUCAUUUUUGAUUGAAUGAGUUCUCGUUAUGAUAGGUUAAGUCACAUCACAAGAAAAACAAAAUCUAAAACAAAUGAGAGCCUUGAGGUACCUAGCUAUUUAAGUAAGUCCAUUUUGAUGUAAAAAAAUUUGAAUAGAACCUGGAACAACUGAAAACUCAGGGAGUAAAAUAAGCAAAAUGAUAUAAAACCCAACACCAUAAUUCCAACCAGAAAAAUUGUGAUGACAACAGCUGAAACCCCAAAC
This is a messenger RNA of Xyrichtys novacula (pearly razorfish), 5777 nucleotides long. The record is from the annotation of a GenBank genome assembly. NCBI's taxonomy places the organism in Eukaryota, Metazoa, Chordata, Actinopteri, Labriformes, Labridae.